GGGGGCUAUAUAAAGGGAUCCAAUAGCCUAACGAGAUAUCAUAAGUUGUGGCCUUUUUUUUUCAAGUUUUUCCUUUGUGGCCACCACUUAGUCAGAAAACCAUGGGAAGUGACUUACGGAUGGGAGUUGGAAUAAUUGGUAAUGCAGCUUCUUUAUUACUGUACGCAGCACCAAUAUUGACAUUCACAAGGGUGAUAAAGAAUCGGAGCACAGAGGAGUUCUCAUGCACCCCAUACAUAUUUGCUUUGCUAAAUUGCCUGCUCUAUACCUGGUAUGGCUUACCAGUAGUCAGCAUUGAAUGGGAAAACUUGCCCUUGGUAACCAUCAAUGGCUUAGGAACAAUACUGGAGACAUCUUUCGUAUUCAUCUACAUAUACUAUGCCUCACCAAAGCGUAAGAUGCCAGUUUUGAUCAUGACGCUGUCAAUUUUGGUGGUGUUUGGAAUUUCAGCGUUUGCUUCAUCAUUUGCUUUACAUGAACAUCGUCCCCGUAAAAUGCUUGUAGGGACGGUUGGGAUGGCUGCUUCUGCAACCAUGUAUUCUGCGCCACUAGUCGCUGUGAAGAGGGUUGUAGAGACCAAGAGUGUGAAAUACAUGCCUUUCUAUUUGUCCCUAUUCUCAUUCCUUGCAAGUUUACAUUGGAUGACUUACGGGUUGCUGGGCCACGACAUCAUCCUUGCGGCACCAAAUUUUGUUGGCUGCCCACUGGCCCUUCUGCAACUUGUUAUCUACUUCAUUUAUAGAAAGAAUAAGGGGAACAUGGUGGAAUCUCAAGUAUCAGAUGUGGAGAAGAAGGCCGAUAUGGGGAACCCAAACAUGACAAAAACUCAAAAUGUGGACAUAGAGAAGGCAAUCAUAGAUCUAGAAAUGACAGUCGAGGUGCGAGCCAAAGAUGGAAACACAUCCACACAAACCACUAACUGUUAGUUGAUAAUGACUAUGGAGAAGUAAGGUGCAAGGGAAUUCACUGAAAGGCAAUGCAUCAGACAAGUGAUCCCUUGGUUUUUCAUUUUUUAGUGUUAUGAGAAAUCGGUGUAAGCUAAGAAUUACAAGAUAGAGAAUCUCUAUUAGGGAUGCAAAGUUUUUAGAGAAAACUGAGUAUGCAUAACAGAUUUGAUAAUAAUAGGGCAAGUUCAACAUAAAAUAUUAGUACUCAUGGAAAAUUUUGUUGCCCCUUCAUUAAAGAGAAAUUGUAAAGAGGCUGGAUGGAGGUGAAGGCCCUUGCAUACAAAAAUGGACAAAUGAGUUGCUGUGAGACCAGGAAUGUCUUUUAUGAUAUGAUGACUGAUGAUGUGUGUGUGUUUG
Molecule: messenger RNA, 1304 nt
Organism: Amborella trichopoda
Lineage: Eukaryota; Viridiplantae; Streptophyta; Magnoliopsida; Amborellales; Amborellaceae
Gene: SWEET3
Product: Nodulin MtN3 family protein
Biological process (GO): carbohydrate transport
Cellular component (GO): membrane
Molecular function (GO): sugar transmembrane transporter activity
Source: RefSeq, a predicted model, not a curated record